Molecule: messenger RNA, 669 nt
Organism: Colletotrichum orchidophilum
Lineage: Eukaryota; Fungi; Ascomycota; Sordariomycetes; Glomerellales; Glomerellaceae
Exons: 3
Coding region: 1-669 (222 amino acids)
Source: RefSeq, a predicted model, not a curated record
AUGUUUCGCUGGUCGCUAGCUCUCGUAGCCCUGCUCCUCCAGCCCGUUCAUUUUGCCGUGGAGGCGACGUCGGCCGUCGAGGUCCUUUCGCAGGUUCCAUCAGGUGCCCAUUGCCAUUCCAGCGGACUCAUCGGCAUCGUGAUCGUGCUCCUGCUGCACCGCACGCUCUUCACCAUCCCAUUCGCGGUGCAAUGCUUGCCUAUACAGUCGAUCUGGAAUCGCACCAUCACCGACCCGUUGGUUCCGGGUGAGUCACGCACCCGCUCUCUGGCAGGAGGGAAGGAGAGGAAAUCUCACAGGGCAGACAGCGCUUGCGUGGCAUCAGCCGUCCGCGUCAGAUCCCCGGUGGAGUCCGUCGAGCAGUCCAUGGCGAUGCUUUGUGGGAGCUUACCCACCCUGCGUCUUCUGUUUGUCAAGUUCGCGUCCCGCCGCCGUCCCGCAUCGUCGGAACGCUUUUCAGACGAACAUAGUCCGCAACACGGGUGGAAUUGGUCUCUCGACAGACUGAGGCAAUACCGAGCCCGAAUACGUAGAGACAGCGACCCCGGGCCCCAACACGCAGGUGGUGGUGUUCUGGUGACGACAACUGUCGAGAUCGCCCGACGGUCCUACCUGAACACAGACCUGCCACCCUUCCAUCGCCCGCAUACCCCGGACAUGAACGCGUGA